This is a messenger RNA of Aureobasidium melanogenum CBS 110374, 2211 nucleotides long. RefSeq lists its product as uncharacterized. The record is from RefSeq and is a predicted model, not a curated record. The coding region runs from base 1 to 2211 and encodes 736 amino acids. The transcript has 4 exons. NCBI's taxonomy places the organism in Eukaryota, Fungi, Ascomycota, Dothideomycetes, Dothideales, Saccotheciaceae.
AUGGCUGCGCCACACGAUUGGUCCAGUCAUACAUGGACCGAGCAAACUUUGAUGCGCAUGAUUGGCAGCAGCCAACAACAAGUCGAGAUUCGUACCAACGAGCGCAUGCCACAAUCGUUCAUGGUCCCUCGAUCGCUGUUGCUUCACUACUGUCCGCAACUCCAGCCUUCUACUCUGCCAGGACAGCCAUUUGUGCUGGAGACUAACCGACCAGUCUUGACGCUACUUUUCAGCUGGCUCUACACUGGAAAGAUCGACUCUUCCGAUUGGCAUACCCUGACGGAGUUGUAUUUCUUGGGAAAUGCUGCUGGCUCCAUUGCAUUGAAGCGCUGUGCCAUCACGCAACUCCAAAAAGCUUGUAGAAAUGAUCACAACAACCGCACUGAUUUGUUCCAUUAUGAACACAUUUCUGUGAUCGAGGAGAUGGUCGGUGCAUCUUCUCCGCUAUCUCGAUAUGUUGAAGACACGUACUUCAACCACUGGAGUCCCGAGGCUGAUGACGAUGACGGUGUCAAAGAUGAUCCAUCGAACUAUCCAAAAUCGAGUUUGUUUUUCAAGAGAUUGUUCCAGCGCUCGUUCAAGGAGCAAAAAGAAGGCGAGAACUGCACAUGUUGUCAUGCAUAUUGCAAGUACCACGACCACGAGAGUGAUGCAGAACGCCUAGCAACAUGUGGAAUCUCAUCGUCUCCAGUGAACCUCUCAGCCGAUACUCCUACAGCCGCCACCGAGCCGGAAGCUGUGGCGCAUAAAUCUCGUAAGAGCAAAGCUGCUGUGCGCACAUCACUCGACAACGUGCUUGCGUCAAAAAUUGGCGACCUCUCUUCGCAUGAGACCCGCGCUAGCACAUCUCGUUCAGGAACACCAAAGGGGAAGGCGGCUGCUGGUGACACAUGGCUCACAGUUCAGAGCCGUGCUCCUCUACACUAUCCUCCUGAAUAUCAUGGCUUGUUGACGUCUCUGCCUCAAGUCCAGACAAUCAAGCCCUCUAACUGGUUGGAGAUUGGUGUUGAGGCUGAGGGACUUGACCAGCUUCCGGAACCAGACAGAAUCAUCGCCGCUGCCAUGAGCUGGAAUGCUGAGGACUAUGCACAAACGAAGUGCACAUUCUUCAACCAGUACGAUGCAGCCAUCACAAAUCGAAACCAUUGGCUCAACACUCUCAGGUUCGGGGGCAGUAAGUCAAAGGAGAGGGCUGAACGACUUCUAGCCAUGUGGGAGAUCUUGGGAUGGCUGAAGAGCUCUGAGGUGAUCACCAACGCCAGGAUGCAGAAUCCAACUUCUUCAAUGGCUUCCGCUUCUGAGCCUCGCAGUAUGCCCGAUCUGACAACAAUUCGUCCGCGACUCUCGUUUCCUGGCAAAUGGUCCGAAGAAGAAAAGGAUGCUGUAGUCGCAAUCAUGAGGAACAUCAACGCGGACGAAACAUGCGCCGCAUUGAGCAAUCUCCAGCGUGCCGAAAUAUGCAGCAAGCGACUCGAGUCCGAAUAUGGUUACCGCCGUACCGAGAGAGCCGUUGAGUAUCAGUGGUCCAGGAUACAACAAGAGCCUGCUGGUGCAACCACAGUCGAAGCUCAGGAUCAGACCAUUCCUGAUGAUAAUGAAAACCUGUUCGAAGAAACAUGUAAGAAGCCGGGCUCAUGGCCUUCUCAGGAACAAAAAGCGCUGCUUGAGAUCAUGAAUGAACUCGAGAAGGCCAACAAGGAUUCGACCCUCAAACAGCGUGCUGAGAUGUGCAUGUCGCUCCUCAAAUCCCGCUUUGGGACUGAACGGACACUGCCAGCCAUUACUGCUCGAUACCACCGACUGCGAGGUAGAAAAGAGGCUGUCCAGUCUGACGACAGCACCAAUACCGCCGCUGAUAAGUCUGCGAUCGAUACCGCCAAUGAUGUGAGUAGUAUCGCGAACAAGUCUCAUUGGUCGGAUCAUGAGGAUAGAGCCAUGCUCAAAGUCUUCAAAGAGAUCGAAGAAGACUCGAGUUUGUUGAUCCUGGCUGAACGCGAGAAGGCCAAGGUAUGCAGUGCUCGACUCCUUUCAAAGCAUAACAUCACGAGAACCCCCGACAGCAUCAGAAAACGCUGUGAAAGGCUCAGCUCAGCUAGCACCUUGAAGAGAAAAGGAGGAGACGAUGACUUGAUUCCGAUGCCGGACCAGAAGAAGCGUAGACAGGCAGAGUCUCGAUUUGUCACUGAGCUGUUUGAUGCUGGAGAGGAAUGA